Molecule: messenger RNA, 1071 nt
Organism: Rosa chinensis
Lineage: Eukaryota; Viridiplantae; Streptophyta; Magnoliopsida; Rosales; Rosaceae
Product: tetraspanin-8
Exons: 2
Coding region: 62-862 (266 amino acids)
Biological process (GO): auxin-activated signaling pathway
Cellular component (GO): plasmodesma; plasma membrane
Source: RefSeq, a predicted model, not a curated record
CCUCUCUCUCUAGAGAGUCACACAGAAAUUGCUUGCUUGCUUGCUUGAAACAACAGCGAAAAUGAGACUCAGCAACAACCUGGUGGGCUUUCUCAACUUUCUGACCUUCCUCUGCUCCAUCCCGAUCGUCGUCGCCGGAGUAUGGCUGAGCAAGCAAGGCAACACCGAGUGCGAGAAGUUUCUGGAGAAGCCGAUCAUCAUCCUCGGCAUCUUCCUCAUGUUCGUCUCCCUGGCCGGCUUCAUCGGCUCCUGUUUCCGCGUCUCCUGGCUCCUCUGGCUCUACCUCCUCAUCAUGUUCCUCCUCAUCGUCGUCCUCUUCGGCUACACCAUCUUCGCCUUCGUAGUCACCAACAAGGGCGCCGGAACCGUGCUCUCCGGUAAGGGAUACAAGGAGUACAAGCUCGGUGACUACUCUCACUGGCUGCAGAAGAGAGUCAACAGCACCAAGAACUGGAACAAGAUCAGGAGCUGCCUCAGUGAUAGCAAGGUCUGCUCCAGUUUCCAGGACAAGUAUCUCAAUGAUACUCUCCCCCUUCUUUAUACCGAGAACUUGUCUGCGCUUCAGGCUGGCUGCUGUAAGCCAUCAGAUGACUGUGGUUUUGCCUAUGUAAGUCCCACUGUCUGGACCAAGAAUGCUACUGUUGUUUCUACCAACCCUGACUGCAAUGCAUGGGAUAAUGAUCCAAAGGUUCUGUGCUUCAACUGCCAGUCAUGUAAGGCUGGACUGCUCGACAAUCUGAAAAGUAACUGGAAGAAGACGGCUGUUGUCAACAUUGUCUUCCUUAUCUUCCUCGUCAUUGUGUAUUCCGUAGGGUGCUGUGCAUUCAGGAAUAACAGGAGGGACAAUUAUUAUAAGCAGUAAUUGAAUAUUGGAAGCAGCAGUAGUAAGUUGGAUUGGAUGUAAAGAGUAGUUGGCAGCUUUCUCUUAUUACUGAUGGAAAACCUAUGUCCUAUUGACCAUUUCACCGUGUUAAUUUCUUGUAAAGUCAUUCGUCAUGGUUGAUGAAUAGUUUUCGGCUUUAAACUGGCGUAGGUUAUAUGAAUAUGUUUCUCAUCUGGCUACUUAUUUUA